CAGCGGCACAUCUCUCACAUCUCAUCUCAACUGCACCUCAUUCGCGCUUUCACCUCACCUCACCCCCAUCCUGUUCGCAGCCAUGUGCAUUGCCUUCCUUGCGUGGAAUGCGCCUGGACGCUAUGCGCUUGUGAUUGCCAACAACAGGGAUGAAUUCUACGCUCGUCCAACAAGCCAAUGCCACUGGUGGCCCGAGCAUCCCAACGUUCUUGGAGGUUACGAUAUGCAGGAAGGCCGGCCAAAGCACGGCACUUGGAUGGGAAUCACACGCCAGGGCCGGGUGGGGGUGCUGACAAACGUGCGGGGCUUGCACGACGACGAAAGCCCUCGCGGCCGAGGUGAACUUGUUCGGGACUUCCUCGUCCAUCCACAUGUGACCCCAUGGGAUUACUGCGAGCGCGUCGCCAAGCAUGACCGGGACUACGGAGGGUUUAAUCUGCUGCUGUUUGAUUUGGCAAAGCGCACGGAGCCAGCCGCCUACCUCACCAACCGUGGCACAUCCAGCGGGACUGUCUUGGGCGUACCUGCGGGCAUCCACGGCCUCUCCAACGCCGCCCUCAACAUCCCGUGGUUCAAGGUGGAGCGCGGGAAGUCGCGCAUGGCGCAGAUGGACUUGAACCUGCCGGAGGAAGAGCUCACGCCACUGCUCUUUGACCUUUUGUCCGACACGCAAAAGGCGCCGGCGUCGGAGCUGCCACAGACAGGCCUGGGCGAUGCCAUUGAGCACCACCUGUCCAGCACGAUGGUCGACAUUGAUCCCAGCUUGGGGCUGCCACAUCUCGGCAGCGGCUACGGCACACGCGCACAGACCGUGAUCCUUGUGGACAAACAAGGCCAUGCCGUUGUUUUGGAGCGCGCACGCAACGCAGACGGCUCCUGGUCUGACCAGAAGUUUGAAUUCGACCUGGACACGACAGACACGGCCACAGACGCUUCACAACAGUCAUCACAACAACAACCGUCGCAAGAGCACGAAUCACAACAACACGCAUGAGCAGUAGCUCACGCCAAGCAGCGUAUCGUGGUAAACCGUUGUUGUUGCUGUUGUUGUUUUCUGUGCAUGCACAGUGCUGUGUUUUGUUUACGAUCUUGCCCCCCGCCUCCCUGCCCGCCUGUCUUGCGUGUGCGCAGAGCGUGUUAUCCCUUGCUUGUAUCGUGCCCUGCUUUGCAAAAGUGGCUGUCAUCGAGCCAACUGUGACGAAUGAGAGUGACAUUCCCGUCACUUGUGAGCGUUGAGUCCCUUCGAAUGCGCCCUCCUCUCUUCUCCUCUUCUCCAUCUCACUCGCCUGAAUCGCUUCUUCUUGCUUGCCUUGCUGGCUUGGCUGCAUCUCCGCGGUUAUUCGCAAUAUAUUUCACCAAUUUUCCAC
This is a messenger RNA of Salpingoeca rosetta, 1367 nucleotides long. RefSeq lists its product as uncharacterized. The record is from RefSeq and is a predicted model, not a curated record. The transcript has 7 exons. The coding region runs from base 83 to 994 and encodes 303 amino acids. Lineage: Eukaryota; Choanoflagellata; Craspedida; Salpingoecidae.